UAUGGGAAUGCUACUGAUUUUUAUAUGUCGAUCUUGUGUCCUGCAACUUUAUUGAAUUUGUCUGACACUUCUAAGGGUCUUUUCCCAGAGUCUUUAGGUUUCUCGAGAUAUAAGAUCAUAUCAUCAGCAAAGAGGAACAAUUUGAGUUCCCUUUUCAAUGGGAUGCCCUUUAUUUCUUCCUCUUGACUGAUUGCUCUGGCUAGGACUCCAGUGCUAUGUUGAAUAAGAGUGGUAAAAAUGGUCAUCCUUGUCUUGUUCCAGUUCUUAGAGGAAAAUUUUUAGCUUUUACCUGUUCAGGAUAAUGCUAGCUCUGGGCUAAUCAUACAUGGCCUUUGUUGUUUUUAGGUACAUUUUCUUCUACACCUAAUUUGUUGAGUUUUUAUUAUAAAAAGAUGUUUAACUUUAUCAAAUAUUUUAUAGGCAUCUAUUGAGAAGUUCAUAUUGUUUUUAUGCUUGAUUGCAUUGAUGUGAUAUAUCACAUUUAUUGAUUUGCAUUUCUCAAACUAUCCCUACCUGCCUGGUAUGAAUCUCAUUUGAUUAUGAGGUAUUAUGUUUUUUUAUUUGCUGUUUGAUUCAGUUUCCUAGUAUUUUGUUGAAGAUUUUUGUGUUUAUGUUCAUCAGGGAUAUUGAAAUAAGAAAAAUAUUCUCAUUUUCUUCUCCUUGCCUGAUUUUGGUAUUAUGGUAACGCUGGCCUCAUACAAUGAGUGAGCAAGUAUUUCCUCCACUUUGUUUAUUUUUUUUUUGACUAGUUUGCAUAGAACUAGUAUUAGUUCUUCUCCUCACAAAUUGUUGCAGUAAUUAAUAUUUUGAUAGAUUUAUCUUUUAGUCUUCAUACUAAAAAUAUAAGUAGUUUACACACCACAAUUAUAGUAUUAGACUAUUCUGAAUUUGUCUGUGCAUACUUUUAACAGUGGGUUUUGUGCCUUUAAAUGUUUUCUUAUUGCAUGUUAGUGUCCUUCUCUUGCUACCUGAAGAAUCCCCUUUAGUGUAUCUUGUAAGACAGAUCCGUUGGUGAUGAACUCUAUCAGCUUUUGUCUUGGAAAGUAUUUUUCUUUGCAUCAUGCUGAAGGAUAGUUUUGCUGGGUAUAAUAUUUCAGUUUUGUUGUUGUUGUUUUUUCAUUUAGCACUUUGGAUGUACCAUCCCACUCCCUCUACUCUGUAAGGUUUCUAAGAUGUUUGCUAAUAGAUGUUUCAAAGUUCCUUUAUAUAUUAUUUACUUCUUUUCUCCUGCUUCUUCUAGAGUCAUCUCUUUGUCCUUGACCUUUGAGAAUUUGAAUAUUAUAUGAUAUAGAAUAGUCUUAUUUGGGUCAAAUCUGCUUGGUAAUCUUUAACUUUACUGUAUUUGGCAUACACUCUCCCAGACCAGCACCACACUGGGACUUGCCCACUCACCAUGGUUGUUAUGUCCAGUGGCCACUGAAAUUUACUUGGGGUCUUAGGCUAUUUUACUCAGCCAGUGGGGAAGUGGGCUAGGACUCCCACUCAGGUACCUUUGGACUGGCCAGUAGAUUCUUCUCUGGCCCAAGGAUGGUCUAAAUGUUCCCUCUAUGGGCACCAAUCUGAAAUCAAGGGCUGUAAGGACACCGUCUUGUGCUGUGUUCCAAUGUGGUAGGAACAGCACUAAGUUACAAUGCAAGGUCCAAUGCUAACUUUCAUUUCUUUCCCUUUAGCAAGCAGUUUUUUUCCUAUGCACUGUACUGCCUGAGGUUGGGGGAGAGAUGGUUUAGGCAAUGUGAGACUUACCUUUUUAACCUCUUUAAUGUGUUUUUUUCACCUUGUCAUUAUGCUAAAAUCAGGUACUGUGAUAGUUCACCUAAUAUCUUUAGCUCUUUUGAAUGUGCUUUCUUGCAUGGGUAGUUAUUCAAUCUGAUAUUUCUGUGAGAGGACAAUUGUUGAAGGGUUCUAGUUGGCCAUUUUGCUCUCUUGUCUUUUUCUUAAUUAUUUACUGGUGGUUUUGUACACGCUUUGUGUCUUUCUCCUCUCUUAUUGUUUAUCUUUGUGAUUUGAUAGUUUUCUGUAGUGAAAAUGUUUGAUUCCUUUCUGUUUCUCAUUUGUGUGUCUGCUCUACCAGUGAUUUAUACUUUUCUGUGUUUACAUGAUGGUAGAUAUUGACCUUUUGCUUCCAGAUACAGGAAUCCUUUAAGCAUUUCUUGUAAGGUCAAUCUAACAGAGAUCAAUUUUCUAAAUUUUCAUUUUUCUAGGAAAGAAUUUAUUUCUCCUUCAAUACUAAUGACUAGCUUUACUAGGUCUAGUAUUUUUGGUUUAGAGAAAUUCUUCCAACACUUGGAAUAUAUUAUUCCAUUCUCUCCUGGCCUGCUGCUGGACAAAGUGGUAUUGCUGGUGGUAGUGGCAGUGGAGCACCAGGAAGUGGCUUUCAGGCUCUGAGGAGGAUGUGAAUUGGCUCCCUCCAUUCUGGGGGCAGCACCCCUGCUGGAAAGGAUCACCUGUUCUCUAGGAUUAAGGCUCUGGGUGGAUUUGAUGCCAGGGUCAUGGCUACAUCAUUGAGUUCCACUAUGUCACUAUGCUGCAGACCUCAUGGUGGACAUGAUGAGAUGACACCUGGGCCACAAGGAUGCAGGAGCUAUUGGGCCUCAGGGAUGUGAAGAUGUAUGAGCUAUUGGGCCCUAGGAAAAGUUGUACUUUUGUGGUGAUUACACUCUCAAAAUGUUACAGUGCUUCGCUAGUCUGGAUCUCAAGGAAGGAGGAGGAUCAAGAGUAAAUUUCCACUCUGGAAUAAUGCAGUUGCAUGGACUCCACAACACUCUCUAUACUGGACUCAGGGCCUGUGAGGGCUGUGGGGCUCUCUUGUAGCCAGGACUGCAGGUGUUUAUGAUACAGAUGUGGGCUGUAAGGGAUUUCCUGCUUACCAUAUUCCCACAGCGGGCAGUCUCUCUUGGCUCCAAGCUGAUCCAUGUCAGCUACUUCACUUCCCUUGCUAUGCUGCCACCCCUAGUUUCUGUGCCUCAGAGAGUCUUUGUGUUUUCUAUGCUGAAUUCCAGUGUUCUCCUUUAGACACUCCACUCAAUAUAUAGUUAUAUAUUGUUGUGUUGGUCCUUCUUUGUGGAGGUGAGUACUAGGUGCCUCUAGUCAGCCAUUUUAUGGUGCUCUAUUUUUUCUCUUUCUACAUUUAUUAUUGUAUCUGCAUAGAAAAUGAUAAAUGAUAAGCAGAACUUAUUCUGGGGGGUUAUUGGUGAACUUGUAAGGAAGCAUAGGAGGGAAUAUUACAUUUUUGUAUUUUUAUUUUUUAGUUAUUUACAGUGUACUUAUGUUACCUGUUCUGGGGAAAAAAAUAAAGCAGAAAAAGGACUGAUACUACCCUCUCAUAAAAAAAUAAUGUUUAUACUAAAUACAAAGAUGCCUAAACCAUUUAUGAUUCUUUUUCUGAUAUUACACUUUCUCUCUUUUUCUUUGACAGCAUCUCCAUUUUUUCUCUGCCGUUCCAUUGCUAUAGCUAUGGGAAUCCAUUUCAUUAUUAUGGUAACAAUACUGAGUGCCAUAUUCAUAAAUUCACUAUUCAACCAAGGAGUUCCAAUAUCCUUGGAAGGAAGUUACUGUGGCCCAUGUCCUAAAAACUGGUUAUGCUAUAGAAAUAACUGCUACCAAUUUUUUAAUGAGAGCAAAAACUGGUAUGAGAGCCAAGCUUCUUGCAUGUCUCAAAAUUCCAGCCUUCUGAAGAUAUACAGCAGAGUGGACCAGGAUUUCCUUAAAUUGGUGAAGUCAUAUCAUUGGAUGGGACUAGUACAAAUGUCAACAAAUGGAUCCUGGCAAUGGGACGAUGGUACCAUUCUGUCACCUAACCAACUAACAGUGAUUGAAAUGCAGAGGGGAAGCUGUGUGGUCUAUGGCUCAAGCUUUAAAGGCUAUACAGAAAACUGUUCCACUCCAUACAUGUACAUUUGUAUGCGGAGAAUUAUGUAAGUACUUAAUCAACCAUCUCAACAAAAGCCAGAAAAAUAGAAAGGACUCUACCAGCAGAAGCAUGGCUGUGCCGAACUAAAGAAAAUAGAAAAAACAGGACAACAUGAAAAAGGACGGACUAUCAGAUUUCUUAGAACCUACAAGACCAGGCCAUAGAGCAAUUCAGCUGUGAACAUUCUCCAAGACAAGGGAAGAAGGACUCUGAAGGCAAUUCAGAGAUUGUCAACGCUGCCACUCUUACCACAGGCCCAGAUUGCAUGGACUAGGGGAGGGGACUAGUCUUGAUUCAAAAGGCGAGACCAACCCCCUGGGAGCAGUGAGGGAGGGGUGGCUCAGCCGAGUUCUGGGGUUACAUACCCACCUCCACAGAAAACUGCUGCACGAGUAGGGUCACAGCAGAGCCACACAGUGUGAGCAGUGCCUUGCCCAGCUGUGGGGGUGGUGUGACACCCCAGUG
Molecule: messenger RNA, 4375 nt
Organism: Microcebus murinus (gray mouse lemur)
Lineage: Eukaryota; Metazoa; Chordata; Mammalia; Primates; Cheirogaleidae
Source: RefSeq, a predicted model, not a curated record